Messenger RNA from Encephalitozoon romaleae SJ-2008, 1032 nucleotides. RefSeq names its product T-complex protein 1 subunit zeta. Gene Ontology annotation, biological process: protein folding. The transcript has a single exon. Gene Ontology annotation, cellular component: chaperonin-containing T-complex. Gene Ontology annotation, molecular function: ATP-dependent protein folding chaperone; ATP binding. NCBI's taxonomy places the organism in Eukaryota, Fungi, Microsporidia, Unikaryonidae. The record is from RefSeq and is a predicted model, not a curated record. The coding region runs from base 1 to 1032 and encodes 343 amino acids.
AUGAAUUCCACACAUUCAGAGGCUCAGGUCACUCAGUUUGGACAGGCAAUUCGAAUCAACAACAACACGGCUGCAACGCUUUCUGGAUUGUUCUCGUCGAGUAUAGGGCCCUUUGGAAGCUACAAAGCGUUAAUAUCCCCUGGGCAGACACUUCGCAUUGCAAAGGAUGGGAACACCCUGUGUAAGGAAAUACAAUUUACGCAUCCCACAUCAAUCAUCAUUACAAGAGCUGCAACAUCCAUGUACACCACAUUUGGAGAUGGGGCCACGACACUGAUUAUCUUGUGUUGUGAGAUAUUUAAUGAUGCAUUUAGACACUUUGAAAACGGAGUGCCUAUUCCUAGAAUAUGCGCUUCUCUUCAGUUGUGUCUCGAUGAUGUAAUGAGGUAUCUCAAGACACUAGAAAGGCCAUUUGAAGAAGACACACUUUCGAAAAUGGCCUAUAGUAUUAUUAGAACCAAAGUUGAUGAGGACAUGGCCUUGAGCUUGUCAAUGGUAUUAGUCCAGGCUGUCGAGAAUGCGAUACAAUCACAGUUCUUUGAUAUAAACAUGGUGGAGGUUAUUAAGAUGCAGGAGGGAGACGUGUCUGAAACCAUGUAUGUGGAUGGACUUGUGCUAGAUCAUGGAGGAAGGCAUUAUGCGAUGCCCGAUAAACUUGAGGAGGUUUGUAUUUUGAUAACCAAUAUGUCACUCGAAUAUGAGAAGCCGGAGAUAAAUGCCGAGUUUUGCUAUAGUUCUGCAGAGCAAAGGGAAGAACUUGCAGGAAAAGAAAGAGAGUUUAUAUUACAGAGAUCAAGGGCUAUUGCGGAGUUUGGUCGGAAGAUCAAGGAAAAGAAUGGGAAGACCCUGAUGGUUGUGACGGAGAAAGGGAUUGAUCCAUAUUCAUUGGAAGUAUUUGCAAGCUCCGGGAUUCUUGCAUUAAGAAGAGCAAAAAGAAGAAAUCUUGAAAGGCUUGUGAGAAUGUGUGGGGGAAAUGUGAUUACGCAUGUUGGCAGCUCAAUGAGAGGAUUUUGGGAUGCUGCCAAAAAGUGA